GCUGCAUCACUUCCAUAAUCUGCUAAAUGAAGGGUAAUGCGUCGCUGGUAUCCGUAGUACGUAGUAUUCUCUUGCAGAGCAUCUGGAAUCAACUGCAUUGGUCUGGAAUGCUUCGCCGGAAGUAAUCAGACUGCUACUUACCUCAAGAGUGUCUAUGACGAGGGAUAAUUUUGCGAGCUAGACUAGGUCGUGUGGACAUUCGGAUGCAGGGCAUUAGCAAGUCAGACAUGGCGUGAAAUUUCUUCUGAGCAUCGAUUGGUUAGGGUUUCACACAUUCGGUAUGACUAAGACAGUUGAGUCCCUUGAUUUCCGUCGUUAAAUACGUAGUUCAAGUGGGCAUUCUGCAAGAACUCACGAGAAUCUUUCGCGAAUUAGAGAUUCAUUUAGCGGUAUGGUAGGGCUCUAGCUGAUCAGAUUGCUUUCUCUGGCUGUUUUGAGGGAACUCUAUCAGGAUGAUCUCUAGCACUUAAUAUACUCGUGAUUCAGAAUACUUGCAUAAUAAUUCGACGACCGCGACAAGAAUCGUUUCGCUCGCGCAGUUGGAGAAGGACAGUAACAAUAUUCAAGUUGAGAAUAUUGUUUAGAAGUGUUUAAAGCGGGUGGUUAAUUACAUUAACAAUCGAAAAGUUUCCAAGCGUUGGUAUUCCCCGUCACCUCGAAGCCGAUAUUCUCUAGGUUGAUAGUGAAACUCGCCACGUUCAUCUGGUUGUUAACAGCUAACAUAAAGAAGUCCAUUGUUCGGUAGAAAGCUCCAAGAGAGUUACUGGAUCCCAGCUCACCGUGCGCAAGUUGUGUAUUUUACAUCAGGAAUUUAAUGUACGCGAUCGAUUUCACAGAAAAAGCUAUCGGCUAGGCUUGUUGGUUUGCGUCAAUAUCAUAGCUCUCCGGCAGCUUGGAAUAAGUAGGCUUGUGAGCAGGUGCAGGAUUUUUAUCAAAGAGACGUUAGGCUUCAACGUGCGCCCCGUCCCCAUCUUCUCUGUGCAGAUGCCAUUAGUUUCAAGAGUUGCUUGUCCAUUUCUAUCUGCUGCAGUAGCUGAGGAACCUAGCAUAGUGAUCUGUGGUCCUAGGGCUCCUUGUCUUGUCCAGACAGUAGCACGUCGGUGGGCGCAGCUUGCACAUGAGAACAAGAGGUGCCGCAGCGUUUUGUCUCCUCAGGCUGGACGUCUGACGCACCAACACUCCUUAUCGUCCUUCCAGGGAAUCGUCUAACGACCUUGAUGUGAGUAUCCGUUUUCGCUCUCGCCGAAACACAACUUGGACUCCUUUUCGUAGAGUUUGCAGGAUCUGACUGCAUUAUGAGUCCUGGGUGCGACAACUGCUCACAGCUCUCAGCCUCACCUUGGUAACGCGUCGUCUGAUAUCUUGGAAUUCCAGAGUUGGUUUUCGGCCCACAGCAACUGAGGAGAUCCUAAUUGAGAUCAAAAUUUCAGGAGCAGACAGGAUACUUAAAAUUACAACUAUCAGCUCCGUGUCGGCGACGAAGAACUGGAGUAGGGAUUAUGACUCCCGCGAAUUAAUUUCAACGUGCAACUCACAUAAACCCAAGCCAGUGCAAUGGACUACCCCGAGACUGUGCAACUUUCAACCUCAAGAACUUUUUGGAAUUCUCAUGAUCCAACUCUUGACCCCUUUGACGAAACUCUGGUCUCCACCUUGGCUCCGCUGGAAGCCUCGUGCAGCUCCACGUUCCUUUUCCAAGCGACAAGCUCCACAUGCGACAAUGGAGGCGACAGUCCGGUGUUCAAGAGACCGUAUCAACAGACCAUGUUCGGUGAGAGCCCAGAAGGUGGAGGCGAAUCGAGAGGAACUACAGAGUCGUAUUGUAUCAAUGUUCCAGCUGGUAGUACGGCCGACUCUUCACAGUUUUCGUGGUUUUCAUCUUCACCACACUUCCAUGGCGCUCAAGGGGUUAGUGCUUUUCAGACGCAGUUUUUCGAGAGCUCCACCAGUGCAGACGUUCGAGUUCAGCUCCAUCACCAGGGAGGCGGUCACAGUCAAGACCAAUUCGGAACUCUCAACUCUUCGUCGGCUCAAGCUAGUUCCAUCACCCACAACGCUCAAGAUUUAGGCCAUGGCUCUGAUUACCAGGCAUUCCUAAAACCCCUCAUGCGACAACCGAGUUUCAGCCGCCCGGAUUCUGGCAUCCAAGUGGUGACGAAGCAGCUCAAUGCCAAAGCUUCUUGGCAAUCGACCCUAUUUCAGACGAAAAUGGCUUUCGACCAAAGGAAAAACUCCAACAAAGAGUCUCUUGGCUCACCCUGCAGUGUCAUUUCAGGCAUCACCAAGGUCUUACAAGGGGUGGAGCCCGUCUCUAGCGACCACAUGGAAAGCUUCGGUCCAUCGACAUCUUCAGCUUACGAGGAGGUCAAGAACGUCAAGUUUCAGGAGACGCCUCCUGAGUGUGAAGGAGCUACACAAUCGAUGUUAGGAGCUCAAGAGGCGAGUGGCCUCAUGAACCAUUUGAGGCCGAAAAGGAAGAGGUCGAGAGCGCCGAAACAAGGUGAUGAAGUGGAGAGCCAACGGAUGACACACAUCGCUGUUGAAAGGAACCGCAGAAAGCAGAUGAACGAGCAUUUGGCUGCUCUUCGUGCUCUCAUGCCAGGCUCUUACGUUCAGAAGGGUGAUCAAGCGUCCAUUGUUGGCGGAGCCAUUGAAUUCGUCAAAGAGCUCGAGCAUCUUCUGCACUGUCUGCAAGCACAAAAGCGGCGGCGAGCCUACAAUGACAUUUCAACAGCCGUGAUUCCCACAAGCUCUCGUAUAGCAAUGCCAAGUCUUGAUCAACUGUGCGCCAUUCAGCCUCCUUUCACUUUCCAAAGUCCCCAGCAGAGACUGAUAGAUCAAGGCCCAUUUCAUCUGGGAGUGCCCACAGAAAGUCUCGGCAGCAAUACAAGAAACUCACAACUCGUGGGGUUUUUUCCACCGAGCCAGCUGCCAGCACCACCGAUCCCGCUGCUAGCACCCGCAUCAUCGUCAUUACUGGGCAUGAAUGAGAUUGUGGGGGAGGCGAAGUCGGACAUGGCAAGUGUGGAGGUGAAAAUGGUGGGAUCCGACCAAGCUAUGGUGAAGAUCAUGGCGCCGCGGCGCAGCGGGCAGCUGCUACGCACCGUGGUGGCCCUGGAGAGCUUGGCACUCACCGUCAUGCACACCAACAUCACCACCGUGCACCACACAGUCUUGUACUCGUUCCAUGUGCAAAUCAGUCUCCAUUGCCGCUUAAACGUCGACGAGGUCGCCGCCGCGUUGCACCAAACGUUCAGCUCCCUACACUCUCUGCAAUUCUGAGCAUCACAUCCAUCGAAGGACCCAGAAAUCCACAACAUGAAUAUGAUAACUUGGAAGAGUAUCGUUUGCUGCUGGCAAACUAUUCGUGCUUUACGUGCUUUUGUGACUCCACCCCAGUUGCAAAGAGCAUCGUUGGUAUACGUUUUUAUCAAGGAUAGUCUUUCAAGAGAGGGCCAGAAACAGCCAGCUACUCCAUGUAGUAUGAUCGAUUUAGAUGAGCUUUGAGCUGAACAUAGAUUGAUCGAUCUAGCUGGCAACUGCUGCAAAUGUUGUACGAGACUCUGCCCAGCUCCUUAAGUGGAGCCUAACGUAGGUGUAGUGUGGAGGCAAACGCUUGUGAUUUGUAUGCGGCCGACAACUCUGGAAACGGUCCAUCAAAUAUUAAUUAGCGAAUGUUCCAAAUUAGCAUUUCGCUGCAGUAGUGAAGCAAAUGUCGAAGAGGGGUUUUUCUUUUUUCUUUUUGUUUUUUUUGCUCUAAAAGCUUUGUCAUAGUAUGAAUUGCUUGACUCAAAUGGCAUUCAUCUUUUCCAAGUCGUA
Messenger RNA from Physcomitrium patens, 3819 nucleotides. RefSeq lists its product as uncharacterized. Gene Ontology annotation, molecular function: protein dimerization activity; DNA-binding transcription factor activity. Gene Ontology annotation, biological process: guard cell differentiation. The record is from RefSeq and is a predicted model, not a curated record. Lineage: Eukaryota; Viridiplantae; Streptophyta; Bryopsida; Funariales; Funariaceae.